AUGUCUCAUAAUUUGAAAUAACCCUACUCUUAGUUUUGCAUCGAUGGAGAAUAUGGCAACGUUACAAAAUUAGAAAGAAGACUGCAAGAUUUAAAUCAAAAGGACCCAAAAGUAUCACUUGGUCUUAAUGAAGUAAAAUUUGAUAUGAUUUAAUCUACUUUUUAGAUCAAGCAAUAUUUAAGAGGAGAAGAUCCAGGCCUUCCAAACAAAAGCAUCAUGGGGGAAUAUAAUCUUGACGAGCUGAGAGGCUAUUUCUAAACAGGGAAGCUAAAUCAGGAUGAUGCUCAGAGGAGAUAAUAAUUCAAAAAAGAUGGCGAUAUGGUAGAUCAAAUGAGAGAUAUUAAAAAGGAAAAGCACUUAAUGAGAAUGAAGAAAGAUCAAGAUGAGGAUGACCUAGUGGAUCUUUUAAGAGAAUUGGAAUAAAAAAAAGAAAUGGAAUUAAGAGCUCAGAUAGAAAAAGAGGAAAUACAAAGAAAUCUGAAAGACUUAGACAAGAAAUAACUCAAUGCCUUGGAAAGGGAUAGGAAAAAAGAAUUAGAGAAGCUAUCAGUGGAAAGAGAGAAUCUCAGAUUAAGAGAACUCGCUAUGAUGGAUGAAGUAAAGAAGAUGGAAUAGUAGCUGAUAGAGCAGGAAAAGUACUUCAGAAAGCAAAAGGAAAAUGCCGAAAGAGAUCCUAACAAAGCAUUUGCAAUGAACGAUGUCAGAAAAAAGGAACUGGAACUUGCUUAAGAGAGAGGAGAAAGAAUAGUUGCUAUAAAGGCAUAAAGAGACAAACUUGAAAGAGAGCGAACAAGAAUUAUGGAUGAUUUAGACAAGGUAAAAUCAGGUGUUAUUGGUGGGAUUAGAAGAAAUGAUGCCGCUAGAUAUGCUGGGGAAGCUAUUAAGAAUAUGGGAUCAAUUGAAGAUUUUAGAGCUGACAAAUUCCAAAGUUUAGAGCCAUCGAUCAAAGAUAAACUAAUAACUGAUACAGUAAGGGUUAACUAUCUUAGAGAAUAAUAAAAAAAGACUAUGAAUGAAAUGCUGCCAGAAAUUGAUGAGCUUGAUAUUCUUUAAAAGGAAAUGGAAAACAGGAAUUUCAUCAAUGAAGCAAGUAAUAUGGCUAAUGAAUAUGACGGCAGAAAUACUCCAAAUAAGCCAGCAUAUUUGACAACUAUAAGAUAAAAAUUAGAGAAUUAAGCUGCUGCUCCAUCUAGUUAUUAAAUGAAUGGAAAUGGUAAUAUUGGAAGUUAUAAUUACUAAGCUGACUUGCCUGAUCAUAUACCAUACGGAGAAGGCAAAAAAGCAAUGCUCAGCAACUUGAAAGAUCUUAAGGAUGAAUACUUAACAAAGGGAGGAGAAGAUCAAGAUUUUAUAACUAAAGUUAAUGAUCUAUAAAACUUUAUUCAGUACAGAAAAGAUAUUCCCGGUAAAAAGGAUAAUUAUUAACCUGGCCAUCCACCUCAAGUAAACUAAAUUCAUGUGACUAGUAAUAAUCCACCUCUGAUGGCUCCACCUGGAAUGCCACCAUUUCCAGGCUAUCCACCUGUAGCAGGAUUAGGAAUACCUCCUCACAUGGGAUUACCCCCUCCUUUAGGUAUGCCUCCUUUUCCAGGUGCUUUUCCACCUAUGAUGGAUCCUAUGAUGAUGCAAAUGAAUUAAAUGCUCUAAUAAUAAGAAGUUGAAAACCAGAAACUAAGAGAAGCUCUUGAAGGUAUAGGAAACACCGCAGGAAAUAUCAAUGAUUUUGAUGGUAUCAUUAAUCAAACAACUAAAGAAUUAGAUGAUUUAAAAAGCAAGAUACUCCCAGGCGGUCUUGGUACAGUAGGAGGUGAUGAAGAUGAAGCUUUUCCAGAGGAUUUUGUUUUUAGAUAGAAUGAAUUUAGAUGCGAAGAUCUUGAAGUUGAGGAGAGAGCAUUGAUGAAUCUGACCGCUCAAGAAUUUGAUUCCUUGAGGGUGAUAUCAAAGCUACCAGUUAACUCAGAGCUUUACAGAUAUAAGAUGGAUUAAUAUAAAGAGUUGAGUACAAUGAGAGCAGAAAUUGAGAAAGUACUUCAAGAAUAAAGACUUGAGAAAAUUAGAAGAGAUUUUGAGAAGCAAAAGUAUGAAGAUGAGAGAAGAUUCAAACAUGAAAAAUGGUUAGAGGAUUAAAAAAGAUAAAUUCUUGAGGCAAAGCUUAAAAAUGCUGGUAGAAAUAAUAAUAAUAAUCAGAAUUAUGAUUAGGGGUUUGAUAAUAAUCAAAUGUAACCACCUUAAACUUCCUAAUAAUAAUAGACACAAAGUUAAAGACCUUAAACAAACUAAUAAUUUGGUUAACCUCCUCCUCCCCUUACAAGUCAAAGUACAUAAUAAAGGCAAAUUUAAACUCCAAAUACUCAAUAACUUUAACAACCAUAAUUGAACUAGAACUAAAAUUAUGAUCCAAAUGUUGGUUUUAAUCUCAUGAUUGAUUAUCUUUACAAUAUUCCAAGAGAAUAUAGACAAAUGAGAUUAGUAUAUAGUAUAUACUUAGAAAAGAAAUCAUUAACUGAGCCAAGAUUAGUUGAAACUAAAUAAGCUGAAGCUGAUAUGGACUAGCCUAAUUUCAAUAAAGUCUUCUUUAAUGCAAAUCAGCUAAUCAAGCAUAUUAAGUAGCACCCUUCUUCGAAUUUGAUAAUAGAAUUGCAGGUACCAGAUCCAAAUAAAACUGCAGGGUAUUCUAGUUUAGGUUGGACCCUUCUAAAUAUAUUUGAUAACAAUUAUAACCUAAACAAGGGUAAAUGGAGAUUGCCAAUAUAUAGACCUUCAACAGUCGUAGACUUAGAUGUGAGAGAUAUACCUAAGCUAAAACCUUUACUUAAUCUAAUUCUUUGUAUCAGAAUAGCUUUUCCCAAAGAUGAGAUUUAUAUGGCCUAGCCAAGCGGAAGAACUAAUCCAGGAAAUUAUUUCUUGCCAUAUAUACAUGAUGUGUAAAGAGGUCCAGAUAAUCAACCAAGAUAAACAAAUCCCCCUCUUAAUUAACAGAAUAGCAUGCCAAUUUAAAGGAAACCAACAAAUAAGAAUUAAAUACCUUUUAGUAAAAAUAUGGGAGAUCAAUUUGUGAAUCCUCCGUAAGAUGUUGGUUAAAGAGAUCCUAAUUAUGAAAUCUCAGGAUUACAACUAUUUGUUCACUACCUAAGAAAUCUAAAAAAUUAUUAGAAGGCUAAAGUAUAGGCAACUCUUUACGAGGGAACUUAAAUAGUGAAACAAGACAACUAUCAGGAUUGUAAUUGGGCAUCAGCAGGAGUAGAAAAAUCCACUUAAAUUCUUGCACCUAAAGGUUCAAAAAUAGAAAUUGGCUUAGAUGGUCAAAUUCAAAUUUUCAAACCAGCUGCCUAAGAUUUAAGUCAACCUAGAGAUUAUGGCUAAAACAUUGUUGGAUAAAGUGGAUAUGAUGAAUAUGUCAUUCCAAUUAAUCAAGAAACAUCUUGGUAGAAAGAUCUUUAUAACAUGAUUUGGGAUCAUGGAGUAAAAGAUAAUCUUUAUCUGCUCAUUUAGAUAUUCGUUUAGUUGCCUAGAUCUUAAGUUCAGUAACAAUAGCAGCAGAAUGGCUAAAUUGCUUAUGAGCCAAUAGGAUAUACUGUUUUCUAAGUAAAUAACGAUGAUGGAACAAUUAGAUUUGGUACGUUUGAAUAGAGUAUAUUUAGGAUGCCUAUAAAUCUCUUCAGAUAAGAUUAGAGUUAAGUACUUCCAACUACAGUCAAAUUCUCUAUUAUUCAGCCGAGAGUUUAACCUUUGAGUGCUAAAUAACAACUUCCUGAUAGAAUGAUUGAUUCAAAAGGGAGACCUCAUUCAGAAUAGUUUAUUCCAAACUUUGAAAAGCAGUACUCACCAAGUGAAGAAUUCGGUCCUGGUGAUGGUAUAGAUAUUUAUGUUGAUUGGGCCAGAUUCUUGCCAGAUAAUUCUAUGUUCACAAAAUGCCAUGUUAGAGUUAUAGAUGUUGGUCUAAACUAUCCUUUGCCUGGGUAAAAAGGAUUUGCAAGUUUAGAAUUUUCAACAGCAAGAAACCCAUUUUUUGGCUUUAAAUAUGAAGUCAGGUUACAGAAAGUUAACCCAUCUCUAAUACUUCUUGUCAGUUUUGAGACAAUAGAUAAAUCUAACGGUCAACCUUGCUAUUGUGGACAUUCGUAUUUCCCAUUAUUUAUGGAUAAGCAGACCCUACUUCCUCAAUUCACACUUCAUAAAGGAUUCUAUUAAAUGCCUAUAUAUUGCUAAUUCCCAAAUAUGCAGCAACCAUUUACCUAUGAAAACUUAGUCUAUAAAGCACCAAAAACUCCAGAUGGAACAGUACUUGGGCUAGAUAAUGUCGCUCCAGAAAAGUGGGGAGAUUAAGAAGUCUUAAUAUAAGCGCCAGUCUACCAAGAGGGAAUUUAUAAUUAUUUUAUGUAAGAAAAGGAAGAAGAGAUCCCCCAUUAACAUCUAUAAUUGACUAAAUGGUCAUUAUGGGAAAAUAGAAUCCAGCUUUGCUCCGAAUUCGGAUUCAGAGCUGGAGUUGAAGCAAUUCACAAUAAUAAUGUCAAUGGCUUCCUCGGAGUAAUAAUGAGUGUUUGCCCAACUGCUGAAUUUUAUAACUUUAAUAGAGUCAAUCCGCCAGCUGAUGUAUUUUAUUAUAAAUUAACAGCAUUUUAGUGUAUAAGCUUUGCUUAGUUGAAUUUUGAGAGCACUGUUCAUACUUAGAAAUUCUAAGAUGGUGAAUACGUUUUUAAGAACUUAAAAGAAACACCAGGAAUGGCACUGAUUUUCGAUGUUAAAAUUUACAAGGCUGGAGAUAAAGCGUUUACAGACUACGGGUUCAGUUUCUUUCCAAUGUUUGAAUAACUUUAAAAUGAUGAGGGUGGAAUCGAGCUGUAUGUCAACUCUGGAAUUUAUUCAGUAUAAACAUUUAUUCUUUUAAUUACUACAGCUGCCAAUCUUUUAAGGUGCUCCUUCUCCUUAAAUGGUCGAGUCGUUGAGAAAUUCAAGAAAUACCAAAGAAUAUGUCAAUAGCUUGAUAAGUAUAGACAUUUCGACAAAGGUUUCGAAAUCAUACCUCCAAGAAGCAAAUUUAUUCCCAAGGAUUUGCUAUCAAAACUUCAGUAUUAACCAUUAUAACCAUCAUAGGCAGCCAAACUAAAGAAACUCAAUCAAAUAAUUCCAAAAGGGGAAACGACUCUAUAAUUCUAACAAUUCAUCACAGAUUACUUAAAUACAUAGUAUAAGUUGUGA
Stylonychia lemnae is the source of this 5199-nucleotide messenger RNA. Lineage: Eukaryota; Ciliophora; Spirotrichea; Sporadotrichida; Oxytrichidae. The record is from the annotation of a GenBank genome assembly.